ACAAUUACUCUUUAUUAGGGUCCUGCCUUCAUCCGGGCGAAAACAAUAACGUUAAGUUUAAUUCUAGCCUCCUAAGUAAUAAUAACGAUAACUACAAGUCUGUGAUAUUGCUCAGCUCAACCAAUAACCAUUAUUUCCUCCGCGUCGAAAUGGACGGUGGUGCGGUCGCAAUGAGACUAAGAGCCCAUUGGAAUUAUAACCCAUUAACGAUGAACUCUUCUUUCGACGGUUUAUUGUUACAAAAACGAUUGCUUUCUGCGCCGCAGAUCGAACACCUUAGAAUUAUGAAAAUGUUCUUGACGAAUAAUCAAAUUGCUUCGAGCAAGCAUUCCUCGAUAGCAUGCAUCUUCGGAAUUAUUAAGAUACCACAGGAGUUUGUGUCGAACUAUUUUAAAGACGCCUGGAGAGAAUCUUGUGUGACACGUAUAUCAUUAAUCGCAGUUAGUCUGAAGAAUGUGAAUUCUCCGACGUACAAGUUAUCAAAAAUGUUUGCAGACCAUACUCCUUCAACCGAAAUUCAACCGGAAAUUCUGAAAUUUCUAUCCACAUAUCUAUUUUUGAAAGACGAAUCUCGCCUUCCGUUUAACGUAGAAACGAUAAAGAUAUUACUGACGCUUACUAUAAAGGGCAUACAGACACCUAAGAAACACGUUAAAGAACUAAAUCUCCUCUCAUUCGAACUACUCGGAAGGUCAUUACGUAUCCUUGACAAGAUUUUGUUGAGAAGUACUGUUUCAAAAGCGAACACUUCGUCCACAAUGAUCGAAUUUUUUCUCAUGGAAAUCAACGCUAUGAAGAAGAAGGAGGAGAAGGAGAAGAAGGGGAAUGAAGAAGAGGAACAAGAGGAAGACGAGGAAAAAGAAGAAGAGAAGCAGCAAAAGAGGAAGGAAAUGUUGCAAAAUAUUAUGACGAUCAAUAUCGAUAUAUCGUUUAUAAACAAUAAUAUUGCAUUAGCAAGCAUUGAAGAAAUCUGUAAAGAAAUAUCAAAGUCGCCUUUAAAUUUCGUAAUACUAAAGAAAGUUAAAAUAAGUGAUAGAUCGUCGAACGAAGAAUCAGAUUUGAUAACUACGAAAGGAGAUAAUGUGGCCACCAGUUCUUCCAUUACGCUUAUCGUUCCCGGAAACGAGCUAACUGACCAGCCUCCGCGACCUCUCCCGUUGAGAAACGCGCUGAACCGCGCACAAUCCUCUCCUCCAUGGCUCGACCUGGUCGCGAGCGAGCUGACGCAACGUGCAUGUGUUCCACUCUCGUUAGAUCGUAAGCUUUAUGUGGUUAAACUUAGCUGUAAGGUGAUUUGCGACUUUAGUAUUAUGUGGAAGGGGAUACCGAGCCACGAGACUAGCUACAAAACGACGCAUCCCAAUGUCCAACUCUUGAGUAUUUCUUCGAUGGUGAAAAACUGGAAGAAAUUGGCCUUUAACGUACAACAUUGUAUGACUGUGAACGAAGCGAAGCGAAACAUUGAAACGGAUUAUCGAACUGUCGUUUAUUAUAAUACUAAAAUAAUCGUGAUUUCUCAAAGGAAUUCGUUGAUGGGUGCUAUGGCAAUCCAUCGUACAAUUUGGAACCCAAAGAAUGCAAAUUUCUGUACUCUCUUCUCUAAAAUGCUCACAGCUGGAAGAGACGUGAGUUCGACCUCGACGGAUCAAAAUUCGACGUUUUUAUUGACUGCGGAGACUUUGAUGAAGAAGCGAGUCAACAGGAUGUCCACAUCUGGCAGAAACCUUACAGGCAAUGCCGAGUCUGUGUUCCUGUUGAUGAACAAAUUUAGAAGAAUGUAUCCGAUACUUACGACCUCGAAGAAAGAAUAUCCAAAUGCUUGGUCUAUGAUAAGAACCUCAGAAACAAUGACUUUCGACUUGACGAGGGAAACAAUGGUAGAGAUGUUGUCCUGGGGAAUUAACGGUAUUAGUGACGUGGCAACAAUUACUGUUGGUGCUCUUUUAUUUCAGGAUAAUGUUAAGUCUAACGAGCCUACGGGCGCUUAUUUCGUGAACUAUAGGUACUCGGUGCCGUAUAUGCGUGUUGGCACCGAGUUUGUUAAGUCUCUUUCUAAGUCUACUAUAGGGGAUAGAUUUAGUGUUAAGGGGGAGAACCAAGCCGAGUUCGCUCUCUACAUUCCUACUACGACUACCUGCAAGCCUACGAUGACGCUUAAACGCCAAUCUGCAUCCCGAUUAAUCGGUGUACCUGGAUCUCGGCCGAACUACUUCAAAACAUUAUGGCCCGACCAAAUGCAUACUCCUCACGAUUUUUAUGACAGUCUACUGAACUGUAGAACGGGAUAUCGCAAUGAUUCUCUUCCAGAGGGUGAACACGAAGAAUAUUCUUCAGGAUGUUUCGACUGCUUUAACGAACAAACCCUGCGUGAAGACGCAAACAAAUCUGUUGCCGAUACUAAUCAAGUAAGAACGAUCAAAUCUCUAACUGCUAUCUAUUCGAAAGAUGAUCAUUAUCACAAAAUGAUAAGGGUAUUCCGUUUUCGUGGACCUGAGAAAACUACUAAUUGCCAAGAUACGACGCGCAAGUCAAUAGAAAGAAAUGUUUCUAUUUGUUCAUCGUGCUCUAGUUCACUGAAACGAACCAAACAAGGAUAUCAAGCUUUUACCGACGCGGUGAUGACGAUGAAUAACAUUUCUUUAGCGAAUUUCUGUGAUUUAUAUCUAUUUAAAGAGAUGUACAAACUACGCAAACCUAUCGGAUUUAACACUGCGGAGAAUAGUUUUCCGAGAUAUCCGAUGCAUUCUGAUCACCAUGCUUUAAUCAAUUUGACCUUCCAAACUGCCCAAUUCGUUGACAAUGAAGAUUCUCGUGACAAUUAUCGGAAACUGACGAAGAUGAAUGCCAUUGUAGUAAACCGAUACGGUGAUUCUGAGAAUUCUGAUAGAUGUCGGGACUGUUUUCAGAAUAGCCGAGAUUCUGUCGAGAGUCCAAUAAUUUCGGCUCAAUCGGAAGAGGAAAUCAUGUAUACGCAGAACUCGGUUCCUAAUCGUUUCGAAAGCGAAGGAACAUUUACAAACAGCUCAAACCGAAAUCAUCUUAUUGAUCGUGCAAGGAAUCUCAUAGCAGCAUUCGCAGGAGCCUCUAAUGAUGCUUUACUGCAGGCUCGCAAAAAUGAUCUUAAGCGUGUAUUGACUCUCCUGUUUGGACCAGUUUACGAUGUGGGAGAGCCUAAUUUAGGAUAUAAAAAGCGAUGGGGCAUUUCCAGCAUUCUUAGAUUAGCUGGCGGCGGUGAAAGUUCAUUGAACAACGGUGGAUCUGCAAGUUGGGGAUCUACACAGGCUAGCACUACAAAUAACAAUAAUAGCAAUCAAUCUGCAUGGGGAGGGACGUCAGGAAACCCUUCCGGGAAUGGUGGCAAUUCUGGAAAUUGGUCUGGAAGUAAUGUGAACAGAUCUGUCAGCGGCAAUCCCAAUUCGAAUCAGAAUACGGUGCCACUCGGUGGGCAAAACGUUCCAGGUAAUGUGAACAAGAUGAAUAAUCCGAAUCAGCAAUCAAAUCAGCAAUCUGGUCCACCUACUUCUCAAUCAAGCGGCACAAAUCAGGGUGGUCAAAACAAUAAUCAGUGGUCGCAAGGGAUGUCCAACAAUCCUGGAGGACCUGGCCAAAAUCCUUCUAUUCCAAAUAAUAAUAAUACAGUCCAGCAGCAACAGCAACAACAGCAACAGUCAAACUCCAAUAGCAAUAAUAAUCAACCAAAUAAUCAGGGUCAGGGAUCCGUUAACAGUAGUAAUACCCCUGCUAGCAAUAAUCCUUCGACGAAACAGCAAUUGGAGCAGUUGAACACAAUGAGGGAAGCGUUAUUUAGUCAAGAUGGUUGGGGCCGUCAACACGUUAAUCAAGAUACAAACUGGGACGUUCCAACUACUCCAGAGCCUAAUUCCUCUAAAGAUGGAGUUCCAGUGUGGAAACCACCAGUAAAUACCGGUACAGACUUAUGGGAAGCUAAUAUUAGAAAUGGCGGUCAACCACCAUCUCAACAACAACCAAAAACUCCUUGGGGUCAUACUCCAGCAACAAAUAUUGGCGGGACUUGGGGUGAAGAUGAUGAAGCUACCGAUUCAUCAAAUAUGUGGACUGGGGCUCCUACAUCUUCUCAGCCGAACACUGCUGCUGGCCAAUGGACAACGGGCACCGGUAAUCAAGCCGGUAUGUGGGGAGGAUCCAAUUGGGGAGACCCAAGAAUCGACCAUCGAGAUCCCCGAGAUCUACGUUCCGUUGAUCCCCGAGAGAUACGAGAUCCCCGUGAUCACAGAAUGUCUUUGGACCCUCAAGAACAUAUACGUGCAAUACAUCCAAUGGCUCGGGAUCCUAGGAUGGCAGACAUGCGAGGAGAUCCACGAGGUAUUUCUGGGAGAUUAAAUGGCACAAAUGCGGAUACUAUGUGGGGUCAACCUCCAGGACCUCCGCACCACCAAAUGGGACAUCAACACCCUUCUGGCCCUCCAACAAAAAUGUUGAAUCCCUCCAGUAUAAAUCAGUGGGCUGCUCCGCCACCAAAAGAUAUUAUGCCGGGCAAACCAUCAGGUUGGGAAGAACCUUCUCCGCCGACGCAAAGGAGGAACGUUCCGAAUUAUGACGAUGGCACCAGUUUAUGGGGUAAUGCUGCAACUAAUCAAAGGGCUAUCCCUGGAAGUAAAGUUGCUCAUUGGAAGGAUCUUCCAACGCCAAAUGUUGCGAGAGGAGGUACGCAGUGCCCUCCAGGCAUGCCACAAAACCGAAUGCCAGGUCAGCCUGGAAUGAAACCAGAUGUAAGUGGACCAAUGUGGGGUCACCCUGGUGCCCCUGGUGGACGAAAUGGUAGCUGGACAGAAGGACCACACGAUGCAGGUUCAUGGGAUGACCCAAAGACACCGAGUACUUGGAAUGAAGCACAGUUGAACCCUGGUACUUGGGGUGGACCUAGUGCGCACAAACCCAAACCGAUGGGACCUACUGGAAGCUGGGGUGAUACUGAUAUGGAUCAUUCUCCUAGUUGGGGUCAUCCUACAAAACCUAUUCUUACGAAGGAAGUCAUAUGGAGUAGUAGAGAAUUCCGAUAUCUCUGCGAUUUAGGCUUUAAAAAAGAUGAUGUUGAAUUAGCAUUGAGGAAUCGCGAAAUGAAUAGAGACGAAGCUUUGGAACUUCUGAGUCAGGUGCGGCCGUUAGAUCAGUGGAGAAGACAUGACGCACACUCCACUUAUGAUCCAAGCAAUCAAGCUACAACUGCACCAGCAUAUCCUAGAUUUAAUCACGUCGCACAACAGAUGUCUUUCCCGCCGGGUGCUGGUGUGGCAAGUGGAAACACAACUGGUAGUGUAGGAGGGUCGGUUGCUAGUGCAAGUUUGUUGAAAUUACAACAACAGCAACAACAAGCUGCUGUUCCUUUACAACAACAACAACCUAGUGGUAAUGCACCUCAACCACCUUUCAAUCAGCCUUCUAGAACUCCUCAGAAUCAACCGAGUACUCAACAGCUGCGUAUGUUAGUGCAACAAAUUCAGUUAGCCGUCCAGGAAGGUUACUUAAACCAUCAAAUUCUAAAUCAACCUCUUGCACCUCAAACUUUAAUACUUUUGAACCAAUUAUUGCAACAAAUCAAAGUUCUGCAGCAACUUCAUCAGCAGCAUUCGGUACAGAGUACUAUGAAGGGUAACGGCCAAUCAGUUCUUCAGAUCAGUGUACAAAUAACUAAAACCAAACAGCAAAUAGCAAAUCUUCAAAAUCAAAUUGCUGUGCAACAAGCUACUUAUAUGAAGCAGCAGCAACAACAGCAACAGCAGCAGCAACAGCAGCAGCAGCAACAGCAGCAGCAACAACAACAACAACAUCCUGCUCCACCAUCUCAGAGUUCGGAAUACUACAAGAGUUCUGUACAUGACCCUAUGUCAGCUUUACAAAACAGUUUCACAGAAUUAACAAUGAACAAGGAGCCUCCUAUCAGUCAACAACAGUCAAGACUGAACCAGUGGAAGUUACCUUCAUUGGACAAGGAUGGGGAGUUAGUUUCGAAUGAAUUCUCAAGAGCACCUGGAACUACCAGUAAGCCAGCAGUUUCAUCGGCUGGUUUGACACAAUCACACAGUAGUCCUAACAUGAAUCCUUUGUUGGGUCAAGGAGAUGGUACAUGGUCCACCAGGCUCGGAGAGAGCGGAUGGCCCGAUCCAGGUAAUACGGACUCUACCGAUGGAAAGGAUUGGCAACCAACUGGUGCAGCUACAUUCACUGACCUUGUACCUGAGUUUGAGCCCGGCAAACCAUGGAAGAUGAAGAGCAUCGAGGAUGAUCCAAGUAUUACUCCCGGUUCUGUAGUCCGUUCACCUCUGUCCUUGGCUACAAUCAAAGAUCCAGAUGCUAUAUUCAAUUUAAGUAGCAAGACAUCACCACCGCCACCGCAACAACCUACUAACCUUGAUACAUCAAUACCAAGUUUGAGCAACUCUACAUGGACGUUUAAUCCGCCAGCUACUACCCCUAGUGCAUUUACCAGUUCUAAAAAUACUUGGGGUGAGUCUGCACCACCGCCAACUGCGGUCACUUCAGAACUGUGGGGUGCGCCGAUUAGCAAAGUUCGUGGUCCUCCUCCUGGUCUAAGCACCAAAGCUGCAGGAAAUACAAGCAACGGUUGGACAGGCCUUGGAACUGUUGGUAGAUCAUCCAGCUCUUGGGGCCUUCAAUCGAGCGCAAACGCUGGCUGGGUGUCCACUUGGUUAUUACUGAAGAAUCUAACGCCUCAAAUUGAUGGUUCAACCUUGAAAACUCUUUGUAUGCAACACGGCCCUGUUUUGGACUUCCGAUUAUUCCUUAAUCAUGGAAUUGCAUUAACCAAGUACUCCACAAGAGAUGAAGCCGUUAAGGCACAAGGAGCUCUGAACAAUUGCGUCCUGGGCAACACAACUAUAUUCGCAGAAUACCCCGCUGAUAGCGAGGUACAUACAUUGCUGCAACAAUUGGGUCAUGGUGGUCAGCAGCAAGCUGGAGCAACAGCAGGUGCCGGCUGGGGCUUGCGACCUUCGAAUAAAAGCGGUCCCCCUCCUGAUACUUGGGGCGGCAGUUCCAGUCAACUAUGGGGUGCUCCGCCAAGCAGUAACUCCCUCUGGAGCAACACUAGCAUCGACAACAACGAUCAACAACGUGCUACGCCCAGUUCUCUGAACUCGUACUUACCCGGAGACCUUCUGGGAGGUGAGUCGAUGUAGACUGCCGCACGGAAAAGCGAUAUCACUCGUGCGACGACCAAGCCUUCUUCUUCACGAUACGUCAAUUAUAUUGCGCAUUGUCAGACGGGUCAGUUCUCUUGAAUUAGUUAGUUAAAUUACCGCCGCGUAUACGCGUGCACCCUAACCCUUCGCGUGAUUCCGUCAUCAAUAAGGGAUCCGAUUUGAUUUUUUCUCAGUAGAAGUUUGAAAUCGGAAUCUAUGAGAGAAGAGGUGUGUUAUGAAUUUUAAGGCUUUCGGUGUGCGCCGUGUUUUCUCGAUGGUUUGAGAUAGUAAUAUCAAUUACAAUUAAUAAUCCGCGUAAAUACUGUUAUUAUUACGCGUACUUUGUGAUGACCGCGUACUAUGCCGUUUAAAACCUUAAAUUAGUAUUAUCGUUAUGUCUCUUAUGUUAUAAACUUCGGUGUUUUGGUAUUCUAAGAUAAUACUAAUUUUAUCCAACGUAUGCGCAUAUGAACAUGCGAAAUGCGCCUCAUUUUUGAUAGGCAUG
Messenger RNA from Nomia melanderi (Alkali bee), 7686 nucleotides. RefSeq names its product trinucleotide repeat containing adaptor protein gawky (gene gw). Gene Ontology annotation, cellular component: nucleoplasm; P-body. Gene Ontology annotation, molecular function: RNA binding. Gene Ontology annotation, biological process: positive regulation of nuclear-transcribed mRNA poly(A) tail shortening; miRNA-mediated gene silencing by inhibition of translation. Lineage: Eukaryota; Metazoa; Arthropoda; Insecta; Hymenoptera; Halictidae. The record is from RefSeq and is a predicted model, not a curated record.